UAAAAGACUGUAAAAUUGAAACCAGUAUAUCAGUGUAGUAGAUACAUAGGAUUACCCUAAAUUAACAAACGGUUCGGAACUUUAAUUUAUACUGUAACAAUAUGUAAAAAACACAUAAUUUUACUGUGGAAAAUAUAAUACUUUGGUAAAAUUAACGGGGAAAUACUAUAAUGUCACAAAUAUGUAAUCACACUAAAAUUAACACUUUAAUGCUGUUUAAAUUACAGAUUUUGCUGAUGUGUACUUUAAAAUUUAUGGUAUAAAACUGUUUACAAUUCAGCAAGAACAUACCUUAAUUUAUACGGCAAUAAGAUGGUAAAAAUAUGGUAAAAAAAUGUUUGAAAAAAAGUAUGGUCAUGGACAGUAAAACAUCAGAAACCAAGAAGAGUUUACCACCCUAAGUCAAGAAAUGAUACAUAACUUAAAUUUUUGCUGUCAUAAUCCGUUUUUACUGUGGAAAUAUACAUUUUUGGUCAAAUGACCAUUAAUUUGACCAAAAUGUAUAUUUUCACUGUAAUGUCAAACCGUAAUGUCAGAUUUUGCAGAUCUAUGUGUACUUUUGAGUAGGUGAGUUCAGCAUUAUAAUCCUCAAAACGGGCCUGCUGUGACUGCAGAGUAUGUGGAGAAUAUUGUGUGCACAUGGUGUGUACUCUGCUCUCAAUUGACUGGUGGGAGGAGAGGGGGGAGGGGGCCUGUGAGGCCCGCCAACCUGUAAUGGAGAUAGAGACGUGCGCGCGCGCACACACACACAGGAGAAAGAGACACGCGCAACGUAACGGUCACGCAAUUCAAACUGCGCGGCGGUCUGCACAAUGCAGUUUGUUUUUUUUCUUCUGUGAGGAUUAAUUUGUGAUGGCACAACGCGACUAAAGAGCACGGUGAUCCAAAUCUGUGUGGACCAGAGAGGACCAUUGAGAACUACAAUUCUGCUGUUGAUCGCCUCCAGACUGAAGAUACAUCACCACAUGUGGAAGGAGUGAAGUUUAAAAAUGGAUGAUGCAGAGCAAAUCAACAUACGCAGUGCCAUCACAAAGGUGUUGCCAGACCUCCCAGCCUCAAUCUUGGAUAUUUUAGUGGAGACACUCCAAUCAUUGGGGGUAGAGACCACUGAGGACUUUCACUUCAUUCAGGAAACUGAUUUGCUCUCAACACUGAGACCAAUUCAAGCAAGAAGAUUGGUAGCUGCCUGGAAACAAACCACACAAACCAAUGAAGGCCAUAGCCAGGCAGCAUUGUCUUCUCCAUCUUCCUCAACAUGCUCUUCAGUCAGUCUCUCCCCAUCGUCCACCCGCUGGAUUACUCCUGCAGACUGGGUUAACGACUUCCAGAUCCCAUGGACGAAGUUUCCUGAAGACUUGAUGCAGUGUUUAGAGAGGGGAAAAAGGCCAAGUCCGCGGCUACGCAGAGAAAUGGUCCGGAUUGUAGUUACUGAAAUGAUGAAAGCCUGUGCCUCUCCCAGUACAAAAGCCUCCACAGAAGUUGCCAAAAAAAUGACUGCAAAGUAUCCACGGUCACUGCAAGAUGUCAUAGCAGGUGAUGUGGUUGGACUAGGAUAUCACUCACUAGUCAAGCAGUUACAAGCCCGAAUUGAAAAUGUGAAGCGGUCUUCAACACCAAGGAUAAAGAAGCGCAAACAGGUGUCAGAUGAGUAUGACACAGAUGAAAUCCCAGCUGAACAAAGGGCAGCUAUGCAGGACACCUAUGGUUGCGUAAAGUGGGAAAUGAAAUAUAUGCCAUUGAGUGAGACACCAGAAAGCCAACAGCAGAAGAAAGACAAAAUGAAAGCGCUCAGUGAACAGACUAACUUCAGCCCAGGCGAGGUAGAAACUCUUAUGAAGUGUACCUACUACUCCCAACGUAAAGAGAUAAACCAGGGAACAGAUCUGCAAUCCCUCAUGGAGGAGUGGCCUUUUUUGUUCCAGGAGAUUGGCAUGACAGUCCACUUCCAAGAGCUCACUGGCAUAUCGCUGAAAGAGACUUUCCUCACCAAUGUAGAAAAAAAGGGAAAACGGCUUCUGGACUUAAUGAGGACCAUGUGUGCAAACAAGAGCAAAAGAAUUCUUCAGGCUGUCACAAAGCUGGAAAUUCUGAGAGGACAGUUGGAGGGCUGCUCAGAAGAUGUCAAGGAUAUGGUGCUCCUUCUUCUCUCCUACUUUGAUGAAAAAGAGGAGAACCUCUUCCACUAUGUUGAACAAACAUGUCUGGCAAAAGAAGUACAAGUGGAAAGCUUGCCUGUUACACCAUGCAUCAUUGUAUGUGGAACAUCUUGCUAUGCCUCAAGGCAGUUCAUGCUGAGUGUAGAUGGCAAAGUUGUGAAUGACCACAUCCCCAACUUCAUCUCUGCCAUCUGUUUGAUGUUUGGAACCUACUACUGCCUCAAUAUCCAUUAUCCUGUGGGUCUGGGCUCCACACUUGAGUUCCUUCAGAGGUGUUUCUUCAUGAUCAAUCCUGAGAGGGGCACAAAAGUUGAAACAAAGAAGAACAAGAAGCAGCUGACGGUGAACCCAAGAGUCCUCACCCUGAUCGCAGAUCUCUCUGACCAGGAUUGGAGAGGGACAUGUUAAAGAUGGACUUAUCCAACUGAACUGUUAAGUCUGACCUCUUGCACAGCGCCACCUGUAUGAACCGGUAUGAAACAAUGUACGCAAAGGCUGCAACUAAUCAUAGUUUUCAUAAUCAAUUAAUCUGUGUAUUAUUGUCUUGAUUAAUUGAUGAUUGAUUGAUUGAUUGGUUUGGUCCAUAAAAUGUCAGAAAUGGUGAAAAUGUGGAUCACUGUUUUCAACGUCCCAAGGGACGUCCACAAAUGUCUUAUGUCCAAUUUUGUGUAUUUUUUGCCAUUUUUGUUAGAGGCUGUACUUUCAGUUAGGUCAAACAAUUUGAAGGUUUUACUUGAACAAUAAGAUCAAGGCAACAGCAAUAUAGUGUAUUAUUUAUUUAUUUUUUGCCAUUUUUGUUAGAAGGUAAUACUGACUUUGGUUACACAAUCCUAAUUUUGCAUUCCAUGCAGGGAGUUUUCUAGUUUUGGCUUCUUGUUUUAUAUUAUGAGAAGCAACUUUUCAGAUGCUGGUGUGUUACAGGGAACAUUGACUCGAUGGAGUUUGUUUAAUAGUGUUUAUUUUGAUGUGUUGUCUGAACAUCAGUGACUUGAUUAAAGUUUGAGUUUUGUUUUCCA
Molecule: messenger RNA, 3172 nt
Organism: Acanthopagrus latus (yellowfin seabream)
Lineage: Eukaryota; Metazoa; Chordata; Actinopteri; Spariformes; Sparidae
Exons: 6
Coding region: 990-2564 (524 amino acids)
Source: RefSeq, a predicted model, not a curated record